AUGGCGGUGCGUUUAGUCAAAUUUGUACUCAUUAGUGCCCUUUUCCAACUAAUAUCGGUGGAGGGCCAGCAAAGCCCCUACGGCGGGAACAAGUACUUCGAGGAAAACGAUGGCUACCUCAAGCAAAGUUUGGGCACCCUAGACGACGCGUUCCUCAAGUCGUCGAGCGAUCGGCGCAGCCUGGAGGACUACUUCUGCCCGGAAUAUUGGACCGCUUUCCGCAACACGUGCCUUCGGAUUCACAAGUCGCCCCGUAAAAACUGGUACGAUGCACAGAAAAUAUGCCAGGCCAACCAGGGCGACUUGGUGAGCAUCGAUACGAUCGAGAAGCACUCUUUCAUUGUGAAGCUGAUGGACCAGGAUGUUAGCAAGCAGCACAGGUACUAUGUUUCGGCGCGCCAAGCUUCCAUCGGGAACUGGGUAAACGCCGACAAAAGCCAGCUAAUUGCCAUCGACGACGCGAUCAACUACGAAGAGAGCCGCGAUACGACGGACGAGCUGCAGUCGUACUUCGAGAGUAACAAAAACACCAUCGAACGGGAUGAUCCGUACGAACAGGGAAAGUACUAUCAGAGUGAGCGCUUCAGAAACCGUAACUUUCUGAUUCUUGGCUUCAACAUGCGCAAGGAAAAGUGGCAGUUUUAUCCGGUGACCGGCGACGACAGUUUCCUGUUCAUUUGUGAGUCUCGCUCACUGUACAGUGCGGACAACAUUAACACACUUUUAGAGAACCGCCGUAGCUAUGACUACGGAUUGGAGCAGACGGAUAUACCGGAAAGGAUACCGCGCGGGCCUUACUUUAUUAAGCAACCGGUCGACACGACCUACGAUACGGGAAAGUUUAAAAUCACAAAAGACGUUACGUUAAGCUGCCUGGCCGGCGGAUACCCGACGCCCAAGUAUACCUGGUACAAGGAAGAGUACAUUAAGGACAACUUAACCGUAAUACCGAUAGACCCGCUGACCAAUAGAAAUCACACUGUGAGUGGGGGGAACCUGAUUAUUCACAAUCCGACCCAGAAUCGCGACCAGGGAACAUACCAUUGCACCGCGCAGAACGUUUACGGGAAGAUUAUUUCCGAAAGUGUACAGCUCAAUUUCGGUUACAUUCUGGAGUUCAAUUUGCAACGUGCUCCGGAAAAGGGCGAAGAGAAUUGGGGAAAAGCACUGGUGUGUGAAGAGCCGCAGCACUAUCCGGAUGUAAAGUUCUACUGGUCGCGCAACUUCUUCCCCAAUUUCGUGUUCGAGGACCAGCGAGUGUUCGUGAGCCACGAUGGGUCGUUAUAUUUCAGUUCGUUGGAAAUCAUGGACCGUGCGAACUAUUCCUGCACCGUUAUGAGCACCGUCAGUGACACAGGACGUAACGGACCAUUUUUCCAACUAUCCGUUUCGCCAUCACCGCACUACCAGGAUCUGAUUUUCGCCAACUCUUUUCCGAAAGCGUUCCCCAAGGUACCACUGGCCGGGAAGGACGUGCGGUUAGAGUGCAUGACGUACGGUUACCCGGUAGCCUCAUACAAUUGGACGCGCAAAAACGGAAAUCUACCUCGUAUGUCGAGGCUGGAAAAUUUCAACCGGGUACUGGUGCUCCAGAAUGCCACCGUGAACGAUAACGGAGAGUACAUGUGCACGGCUCGGAACGCCAAGAAAUCCAUCAUGCAAAGCAUCUUCAUCAACGUGCAGAUGGAACCGAACUUUACUAUUCCGUUGCGCCACCGGACGAAGGACCUCCAGGGUUCGGUCACGUUCUUGUGCGAAGCCUUUGCGUCCCCGGAUGUCAACUACACGUGGUACAAAAAUGGCGAGCACAUGGAUGAGCGAGAGCACGGUGGAAAGUUCAACCGGGACAAGUACACGAUACAGGAUAAUUUGCUUAAGAUCAACUUCCUCGAACCGGAAACGGAUGACGGGAUGUAUCAGUGCAAAGCAACUAACCAGCUGAAGGGCGUGUACUCGUCCGCCCAGCUGCGCGUGCUCAGCAUGAAGCCUUCGUUCAAAAAAAGGCCGCUCGAGUCGGAACUGUACAGCAUCGUGAACGGCAAUACGACCAUCUUGUGCGAACCGGAAGCAGCACCGACACCGAAGAUAGUGUGGAAAAAAGAUGGCAACGUUAUUGGCAGCGGAGGACACCGUAAGAUUUAUCCAACAGGAACACUGUUUAUCUCACCAACGUCACGCGAUGACGAGGGAACGUACACCUGCAUCGCGUCCAACAAUCAGGGAAUGGCUGAAUCGAAGGCCCGUCUAAUUGUGCUGCAAGAGCUGCGGUUCACCGAGCAGCUGCCUGCCAAGCAGAUCAAGCAGAUCGGCGAGAUGCUGUACCUCAGAUGUGACGUUACAUACGAUCCCCUGCUGGACGUAGCCUUCAUCUGGACGCACAACGGCCAAGUGCUGAAUGACCAGCGCUACGAAGAUCAGCCAAUGGUACGGGAUCCAUUUGCACUGCAAUACCGGAUCCGUAUCCACUACAACAGCCUGGAGGUGCACAAUCUAACGCUCGUUGAUGGUGGCGAGUACGAGUGCAUCGCGAAGUCAUCGGUGAAUCGGAUUGUCACGAAAUCGAACGUACUCAUCCAGGGACCACCGGGAGCACCGGGUGCGGUGAAGGUAAUCGACAUCAAGAAAACGGAAGCGCUGCUAGAAUGGACGAACGGUAACGACAAUGGGCGCCCGAUCCUGUACUACAAUAUUCUCGGCCGCACCAAUUGGAACCGUACCUGGGUGAACAUAACGCAGAACGUGAUAGCGCAGGAGGUGGAUCGAUACAAUGGCCGUCGCCGAGCGACCGUUCUUAACCUAACACCCUGGUGCGGGUAUGAAUUUAGCGUGGUAGCAGUGAACGACUUGGGCAUUGGAACGCCCAGUCUACCGUCUCCGGUGUAUAGUACUCAGAAGGACAAGCCGUACAUUGCGCCACGUAAUGUUGGUGGUGGAGGUGGUAAAAUUGGAGAUCUAACCAUCACCUGGGAUCCACUGUUGCCACAGGAGCAGAACAGCAUCGAAAUUCACUAUAAAGUGUUUUACAAGCUGCCCGACCAGCGUGAAUGGGCGAGUGAGGAACUCCGGCGCCAGGGUAACAGUGGGAAGGCUGUGAUUCACGUGCACACAGAUAAGUAUUACACGAAGUACGAGGUUAAAGUGCAAGCAAUCAACGAUCUUGGCCUUGGACCGAUCAGCGACCCAGUGACAAUCUUCUCGGCCGAAGACAUGCCGCAGGUCGCACCACAGCAAACCAUCGCACGCAGCUUCAACUCCACCGCAUUGAACGUAACAUGGAUGCCAGUUUCGCAGAGUAGAGAAAGUAUUCGCGGCAGACUGAUAGGCCACCGGUUGAAGUACUGGAAAAAGGAACACAAAGAGGAGGACUCCGUGUACUACCUAUCUCGUACCACGCGCCCGUGGGCUUUGAUCGUGGGCCUGGAACCCGAUACGUACUAUUUCGUGAAGGUGAUGGCAUACAAUGCAGCCGGCGAAGGCCCGGAAAGUGAACGCUAUCUCGAACGUACCUACCGCAAGGCACCACAGAAACCUCCGUCGUCGGUGGAGAUCAAGGGCAUAAAUCCUUCCACCAUUUACGUAGUAUGGCGCUAUAUCGCUCCUUCUCAGGACGAGGAACCGGUUCAAGGAUACAAGAUACGUAUCUGGGAGAUGGACCAGGACAUGACUGGUGCCAAUGAUACAGUUGUGCCUAUCGGCAAAAAGCUGGAAAAGUACAUCGACAACUUAACACCCGGAAAAUCGUACAAUCUACGCAUUUUGGCGUUCAGCAACGGCGGUGAUGGAAGAAUGUCCAGCCCGCCAAUACAGUUUAAGAUGGGUAUUACGCAAACACCACGGAAUGGGUCCGCCAAUUUGCCAUCGAUUCCACUUGCCUUGCUCGCUAUGCUUAGUAUAUUGCUAGUCCUGCAAUAGAAAGUAGAGAGCUCACAUUCCGUCGUUACUUUAUCGACAGUACGACUACAUGUCAUCUUUUGUCCCGCUCGAUUUGUUCGCGAUAUAUCCUAUCAUUGCCGUGAUAGCCGUGAUAGAGCGUUAUGAACAUGAUCUUAAGUGGUUAACAAGAUGCGAGGAGCAGCUUAAGCGGUGUUCCACAAAGGUAGUUGUAUCCAAGCAAACAUGUGUCGAAUGCAGAAAUCUCGCGAAACAGAGCAUUGAAUGUAUUUUUAAAUAUGUAGACUUAGUAUUUACAUAACACAACAGAAUCCGUCCAUCAGAGAAGAUAUUUUGAAGCA
Anopheles bellator is the source of this 4232-nucleotide messenger RNA. RefSeq names its product contactin (gene Cont). Gene Ontology annotation, cellular component: plasma membrane; axon. Gene Ontology annotation, molecular function: protein binding. The transcript has 5 exons. NCBI's taxonomy places the organism in Eukaryota, Metazoa, Arthropoda, Insecta, Diptera, Culicidae. Gene Ontology annotation, biological process: cell-cell adhesion; axon guidance. Bases 1 to 3912 code for a protein of 1303 amino acids. The record is from RefSeq and is a predicted model, not a curated record.